Molecule: messenger RNA, 969 nt
Organism: Pelobates fuscus (common spadefoot toad)
Lineage: Eukaryota; Metazoa; Chordata; Amphibia; Anura; Pelobatidae
Product: putative olfactory receptor 10J6
Exons: 4
Coding region: 1-969 (322 amino acids)
Biological process (GO): G protein-coupled receptor signaling pathway
Cellular component (GO): membrane
Molecular function (GO): G protein-coupled receptor activity; olfactory receptor activity
Source: RefSeq, a predicted model, not a curated record
AUGGCUGAAAAAGCUCAACCGACAAUCUCAGCUAAUGAGUUGGCUUUGCACUGCAGUGCUUUGCAAAGGAAAGCAAAUGGAAGCUCUAUGGAGAAGCUUAUGGCUCUCAUGAAAGCUGAGAAAGGAAAUCGUGAGCACAUCUUGCUGACAGAGCCAUAUCCUAAUUCUAACCAUCUGCAUGAAAGGUCACGGAGGCUAACCCUAGAAUCUGUACUAUCAUGGCAUGUCCAGAACCAAACACGAAUCACAGAGUUCCUGCUGCUGGGAUUUGGUAAACAUCAAUACUUUAAUGUGAUCCUUUUUGUUCUAUUUUUGGUUCUCUACAUCAUAUCUUUACUGGGAAAUGUUCUAGUUAUUCUUUUGGUUGUGAUGAAUCGAAGUCUCCAUUCUCCCAUGUACUUUUUUCUCAGCCAGAUGUCCAUGUCAGAACUUUUAUUCACCAGUAAUAUUGUUCCAAACAUGCUGCAUCUCGUUCUGGCCGGAGGAGGCAAUGUGUCAGUUUCUAGAUGCAUUAUCCAGUUUUGUGUCUCGGGUGUCGCUGCCAUUGCCCAAUGCUUCAUUCUAGCUGUGAUGUCCUUUGAUCGAUAUAUCGCAAUUUGUAAUCCUUUCCGCUACACAAAAAUCAUGACCUUUAAACUGCAGGUUCAUGCUGUUAUUGGUUGUUGGUCAUUGGGAUGUCUGCUUUGUCUUAUUGUCUAUCUUUUUCUCUAUGAGUUAGAAUUCUGUGAUUCCAACAUCAUUGACCAUUACUACUGUGACAUUGCUCCAGUGUUAAAACUUUCCUGCUCAGAUACCACAGCCGUGGAGCAGUUGGCAUCUUUGCUUUCUACUCCAGUUGUUGUCUUCCCAUUUCUUGUUAUAAUUGCUACGUACAUUUCCAUCCUUCUCACUAUCCUGAAGAUCCCAACCAUCAGCGGGAGACAAAAAGCUUUCUCCACCUGCAGCUCCCACCUGAGCAUUGUGUACUAG